CAGGGCCAAUACGGGCAUGGGUGAACUGGGCCCGGGCAGGAAGGGGGCCAGAAAAUGAAAAUAAUAAGAAUGAUGAUUAGUAUUAUUAUUAUCUCUAGUAAAUGGAGGCUGAUACUAAAAGUUGGCCCAGGGCUGCGGGGAGUCUAGGUACGGUGUCGGUCCCAGCAGAAAUCGUCACGUGCGCAAAGGCAGGUUGGCUUGUUUGCUAGAGCAGUGAGCGAGGCAGGGCUAGUGUCGGUCCCGAGUGCUUGCAGCAAAAUUCUUUUGCAUGAAGUUCCCCUGCAGAGACAUUACAUCAGAGAUGGAGCAAAACAAAUUUACAGUCAAGGCACACCUUCAGAAUGUGAUAGUAAAAGCUUUAUGUAUCACAUCAUUAAACCAGAACAGAACACUGAGGAUGAAAAGCUUACAUCUGGGAAACAAGUCUUCUCUAUGGAUAAUUUUAAAGAGCUUCCUGUUUUAUGUCUUGGAAGAGAAAAACAACCAGUUAUCUCUAUUUUACCUACAUUGGGGAAAAAAGAAAGAAAAAUUAAACUAGAGGAACGACGAAUUCCACUGAGGAAGGGUUCCUUGGACAUGGAGAAACCAAAUAUGGAAGAGCAGGUAGAAAAUAAGCUCUCAGUAGGUAGAGCAAAUUUUUAUUCAGUGAGGGAUAAACUUCCAUUAUUUCAAAAGAAAGGAGAAGAAAUUUGGCAUGCUGUACAUGGAUUUCAUUCUGGUAUUCAUCCUAAUUGCCAGAGUAAAGCUCUGCAUUGCCCAAUCAGGAUAGAGAAAAGGAUUUUUGCUAAAAUGUAUGGAUCUGGAAUGCUUGGACCACUAUAUGAUAUCGAUAAAUUUUAUAAGGAGAGUAAGCAACAUGACAUCCAAACUAGAAAAGAACUUAGGGUUAUGCAGAUGAAGAAUGCUAAAGACAAAGUUAAGCACAAUGCUGAAGGAUUUCUUAGGGAGAAAAAACAUGGUGCUCAAAUAAGGUACAAAGAAGAUGAUAUAAGAAUUCAGGAAGCUUUACAACAGCGUGAAGUGACAAGAUCAAAAUAUAUUGAAGAUGUUAGGGAGGGGCAUGCUCAGUUUCUAGAAAAAAAGAAACAAAAAGAAUCAGAGUAUUCAUUUGUUCAGGAGUUCAGCGCUCAGCAUGUUGCCUUGACACAGAGUUUCUCAAAACUAGACAGAAUGAAGAAAUGCAAGGAAUCUGUAAAGGAGAAAGAACGAAUUGUUACAGAAUGUAAAGAAAAAGUGAAAAAAUGUAAGGAGUUGAUUAAAAGUCUUCAGGACAAGAGGAAAUCGAUGUUACGAAAACAAAGCUUGGCAGAGAAGAAGUUUAUAGAGUCAAUUUUUUUUCAAAAUACCACUGAGAGAUUGCAGGAAGCCAAGGCAAGAGUGGAAGCUGCAAAGGAGCAACAAAGCAAGAUGUGCAGGGUGCCAUUUAAUCUCAGUGUUUGCUGUGUGGAUUAUAUAGUAAAUGCCAAUGUUUAAGAUAAUAGUUUGCAAUGCUGUAAGUGAAUAGAAACUAAACUACAAAUAUCUAGUUGAAUGCUAAAUAUAAAAAUCUAUUCUCAGAUACUAAAUUCCCAUUUGUGGGGAAAAACCCACAAAAAAGAAAGAUAGUAACUCCAUUACAUGCAUUUACUUAUAAGAAAAUGGUAAUGUUGGAUUUCCUUUCGUUACACAAAUUGCCAAUUGCUCAAAUCACAAGCAAGACCUUAUAAAGCGAGAUAAGGCAAAAUACUGCGUUUAUUGAUUACAUGAAUUAGACAGAGGUUUGAACACACUACUCAUAUAGAUGCACACAAAUAAUCAUGCACAAAACUUACACACAGGCACACACAAACACAAAACAACCAUUCAGACAUUAUAGUUACCAGCAGCAGUUGUUCAAUAACAGCACUGGGUGGCCAGCCCCAGCCUUAUUGAGAGAAGGUGCAGGUAGGGCGGUUAUUAUGAGAGGGAGAGAUCCUGUAGAUAACAGCUUGGAGCAGGGUGAAACAGACAUGUCUGUGCUCUGACAAAACAGCAGUUGAGAGAGAGACUCACCCAGCAUUUUUGAAGUCGUCUUUUAUAGGGAUUUGGUAUCCUUUGUCUCAGUGCUUUGGGGUUUUUCCAUACCCAGCUUCUGUUUUUGCGGUUGUUCUUUAGUCUUCAGCUUCUCAGCCUUGGAGUGUUCUUGCUGCCUGUCUGGCAGGAUGGGUGCAUUCCUUCUUGUUAUCUUCCUUGUGCCAUAGGCUUGAAAGGGAUUCUUCAGCCAUUUAUCAGUCAGUAAACUAAUUAAUAAAUUACAUUUGGUGCAGCGUUGCUUCUGUAAACAGUUAAAUCUUCUCCCAUCUCUAUGCCAGUCUCUCACCAUUCACCCUUUUACACACACUCAUACACAAAGGCUAUGCAGAG
Messenger RNA from Alligator sinensis (Chinese alligator), 2382 nucleotides. Its product is annotated as leucine-rich repeat and IQ domain-containing protein 3-like. Lineage: Eukaryota; Metazoa; Chordata; Crocodylia; Alligatoridae. The record is from RefSeq and is a predicted model, not a curated record. The transcript has 5 exons. Bases 361 to 1473 code for a protein of 370 amino acids.